Molecule: messenger RNA, 2427 nt
Organism: Rhineura floridana
Lineage: Eukaryota; Metazoa; Chordata; Lepidosauria; Squamata; Rhineuridae
Gene: PRPF31
Product: pre-mRNA processing factor 31
Exons: 14
Coding region: 435-1934 (499 amino acids)
Biological process (GO): spliceosomal tri-snRNP complex assembly; mRNA splicing, via spliceosome
Cellular component (GO): precatalytic spliceosome; U4/U6 x U5 tri-snRNP complex; U4 snRNP
Source: RefSeq, a predicted model, not a curated record
ACGAUGAAAAACUAAGGAAAGCGCGCGUGAUAGAGAACUCAGUCAACAUAGCAUAUUAAAAUAUUACGGUCGAGGUGAUGUCAUGCAUAGCCUCUCAAGGGUGACUAACUUCCCGUUCCCGUUGGAAUGCGGCCAUAUGCGUGGAUCACCUAAUGCAAAAUAACGACGUUGCCAUAGAGAUAUAAAUUAGAGCUAUUUCCCUUAAUUCUGUUAUGCUUGUGCCACGCAUAUGGCGGCAUAUGGACUGAAACCGGACGUGAAUGAUCUAUGUAAUAUUUUCUUUGUCCUCUAUCUCCGAGUGGACCUGGCGGAGUGAAGGUGCUCGUUGAUAACGAAACUAAGGGCGUCCGUUGCGUGACGUUUUUAUUGUGGGACCGAAAGAAAGAAGGUGAAGUUGGUGUUCGUUUGUACGAAGGAGUGGAACUUGAUCCAUCAUGUCUUUAGCAGAUGAACUAUUGGCUGACCUUGAGGAGGCAGCAGAAGAAGAGGAUGGCAGCUUUGUGGAUGAAGAGGAUGAGUCUCCCAUUGAGGAUGUCCAGGAAGAGAUGCAAGUGGAUCUGGCAACUGAUUCGGUCAAGAGUAUUGCCAAGCUCUGGGACAGUAAGAUGUUUGCUGAAAUCAUGUUGAAGAUCGAGGAAUAUAUCAGCAAACAGCCCAAAGCAUCUGAAGUUCUAGGCCCAGUAGAGGCUGCUCCUGAAUAUAGAGUCAUUGUGGAUGCCAACAACCUCACAGUGGAGAUUGAGAAUGAGCUAAACAUUAUUCACAAGUUCAUUCGAGACAAGUACUCCAAGCGAUUCCCUGAACUAGAAUCCCUUGUUCCAAAUGCGCUGGACUACAUCCGGACUGUCAAGGAACUAGGCAACAGCUUGGACAAAUGCAAGAACAAUGAGAACCUUCAACAGAUCCUUACCAAUGCCACAAUCAUGGUGGUCAGUGUCACGGCAUCCACUACCCAGGGGCAACAGUUAACUGAGGAAGAACUGGAGCGCAUUGAGGAGGCCUGUGACAUGGCCCUGGAGCUAAACCAGUCCAAGCACCGCAUCUACGAGUAUGUGGAGUCCCGCAUGUCCUUCAUCGCCCCCAACUUGUCUAUCAUCGUGGGAGCCUCCACUGCUGCUAAAAUCAUGGGUAUUGCUGGUGGCCUCACAAACCUUUCCAAGAUGCCGGCCUGUAACAUCAUGCUUCUGGGAGCCCAGAGGAAGACUCUGUCUGGAUUUUCCAGCACUUCAGUGCUGCCUCACACUGGCUACAUCUAUCACAGUGACAUUGUACAGUCAUUGCCCCCGGAUCUGCGGAGGAAGGCCGCUCGGUUGGUGUCAGCAAAAUGCACAUUGGCAGCGCGUGUGGACAGCUUUCAUGAGAGCCCUGAAGGGAAGGUUGGUUAUGAUCUCAAGGAGGAAAUCGAGAGGAAAUUUGACAAGUGGCAGGAACCGCCUCCGGUCAAGCAAGUGAAGCCACUGCCAGCACCUUUGGAUGGACAAAGGAAGAAACGUGGAGGGCGCAGAUAUCGUAAGAUGAAAGAGCGUCUUGGUCUAACAGAAAUCCGAAAGCAGGCAAACCGGAUGAGCUUUGGAGAGAUUGAAGAGGAUGCUUACCAGGAAGACCUUGGGUUCAGUCUGGGUCACUUAGGCAAAUCAGGCAGUGGCCGUGUCCGGCAGACACAAGUCAAUGAGGCCACGAAGGCACGCAUCUCAAAGACCUUGCAACGCACACUCCAAAAGCAAAGCAUGGUGUAUGGGGGGAAGUCAACCAUCCGGGACCGCUCCUCAGGCACUGCAUCCAGCGUGGCCUUCACUCCGCUGCAGGGUCUAGAGAUUGUAAACCCGCAGGCAGCUGAAAAGAAAGUAGCUGAAGCCAACCAGAAGUACUUCUCCAGCAUGGCCGAAUUCUUAAAGGUGAAGAGUGAGAAGAACGGCAUCAUGUCCACCACAUAACAUUCUUCCUCUUGCUACGGACGCCAUCCCACCCCGCCCCUUUCGACUAGCAGUUGGAACCAUAAACCAAAUACAGGCAUGAUAAGACACGGGCCUUUGGAAGUCCAACAAAGACUGUCUGGCCCUUCAAAACUCUCCAUUCUCCAAGGCGCCCAGUGGUCUCUUAUAUUCUCCUCCACCCCUUUUUCUCCCUUGAGCAAUGUCAUUGCCAGAGAGCCGAGUAUUCUUGCGGGGUCAGGAGAAGGCAUGCAGUUGCACAGUAGAGGAUGCAGUUCUCUUCCCACAUCUCAUGCAAUAUUCAAAAGCAGGUUAGUUAAGCUGUUUCAUGGCAUGGAGUAGUUAACUUUAAAACAGGAAGUCAAACUAACUGUGGCAUCCUCACCCAUCACUUCAGGUCAUUCUUGGUACCAUCCUCUUCAUCAUUAGCCCAAAUGUAAAGCAAACUGGGGUUUGUAAAAAUAUCAUUGCGAAUAAAAGGAAUGAUUUCGGGUAG